Messenger RNA from Misgurnus anguillicaudatus (oriental weatherfish), 2641 nucleotides. The record is from RefSeq and is a predicted model, not a curated record. NCBI's taxonomy places the organism in Eukaryota, Metazoa, Chordata, Actinopteri, Cypriniformes, Cobitidae.
UGGGUUAUUGAUAACUUGGUUAAACACUGAAGCAGCAGUUCACUUGUUUCAGUACUCGUACAAAGUGUACCAUCGUUACUGUAUUCUGUAAAGAUUAAGAGAAGAGAGGUUCAUGCUGUACUUUGUAGUACUGGCGUCUGUCAUAGGCAGGCACAUUUGAAAGGAAAGAGGGCUGUUCGGGAUAAUAAGCGAGUUCACUAAAGUUCAUUUAACAACAGACUGUGGUUGCCAUUACGGAGAGCAGCUAACACUGUCACUGCAAACCUACUGUACAUCUGCUGCCGACUCCAGGAUCAGAUAUGUUUUCAGAGGCAUUACUGAGAAGAGGAUUGUUUUUAUGCAGGAAAGAAAACGGAGGGAUAAAAUGCCUGAUAUCGCCCUUCCUCAGCACGCGGACACACAGUACCUUGGUAGAUGGCGAUAAGCAAAAAACUAUGGAUGAUUUAGGCGGUCCUAGCUUUUUGACAUCAUUAUACUGGCUGUUUGGAAAGGGUUAUUUUCCAAAGACUCAUCAAAUGCAGAUAGAGCACAGCAAAAUCUAUGGUCCCCUUUGGAAGUCCAAAUAUGGACCACUGGUUGUUGUUAACGUGGCCCGUGCAGACCUUAUAGAAGAGGUUCUGAGGCAGGAGGGUCGCUUUCCCAUUCGCACUGAUAUGCCCCACUGGAGAGGCUAUCGACAACUUCGAAAUCAUGCUUAUGGACCCCUAACAGAGAUGGGAGUAGAAUGGCAGAAAAUCAGAAGUGUACUGAACCCUCGCAUGCUGAAGCCCAAACAUGUGUCCUCCUACACUAAUGCCAUUAAUGAGGUGGUGAGCGACUUUAUUGAGAAGCUGGCUUGGCUUAGAAAAACAAAAGGCAAUGGUGUCAUGGUGCAUGACCUGGCAGGAGAAUUGUACAAGUUCGCCUUCGAAGGGAUUUCCUCAGUGUUGUUUGAGACUCGAUUGGGUUGUCUGAAUGAGGAAGUUCCUGAGGAAACUGAGAAGUUUAUCUUCUCUGUGGGAGAAAUGUUUCGUCUUUCUCCUAUCGUAGUCCUUUUCCCCAAAUCUGUCUGGCCCUAUUUGCCUUUCUGGAAAAGUUUUGUGGCAGUGUGGGAUCAUUUGUUUAAAGUUGGGGAAGAACUGGUGCAGAAGAAGAUGGCAGAGAUUCAGGAAAGGGUGAAAGAAGGAAAGCCUGUGGAGGGAGUAUAUCUUACACACCUGCUGAUCGGCGAGCAGAUGUCUGUCACCGAGAUUCUGGGAAGCAUCACAGAGCUUCUGUUGGCUGGAGUUGACACAACAUCAAACACUAUUUCCUGGGCACUGUAUCACUUGGCACAAGAGCCAGAGAUCCAGCAGAGGUUGCAUGAGGAGGUGCUCAGCGUCUGCCCUGGUGACACGGUGCCCAGCAGUGAUGACAUCAACAGGAUGCCUUUGCUAAAGGCCAUCGUAAGAGAGACUCUGCGUAUGUAUCCAGUUGUGCCAGGUAACGCUCGUGUCGUUGCUGAAAAUGAAAUAGUGGUGGGCGGCCAUCUCUUCCCUAAAAAUACUUUGUUCCACCUCUGCCACUUUGCGGUGUCCUACGAUGAGAAGGUGUUUCCCGAUCCUUAUGCCUUCCUCCCACAGCGAUGGAUUCGGGGACAGAAGCAGUCAAACCAACACCCUUUUGGUUCUGUGCCAUUUGGCUUCGGCAUCCGUGCCUGUCUGGGCCGGAGAGUGGCUGAACUAGAGAUGCAUCUCCUCUUAUCACAGUUAAUUAAAAAAUAUGAGGUGCUCCCAGACCCUACAGGAAAGAUUGUGAAACCGAUCACUCGAACUGUGUUGGUCCCCGCCACAUCUAUUGACCUUCAAUUUAUUGACAGACAACAAAAGUAACCAGUCAAAGUUAGAUAAAUAUGCUACUAGAUAUAGUUGUUCUUUACACACAGCCUAUGCUAAAUAAUGUUUAAAAUGAUAAACUGUACUUAGCUCUGUUUACAGAGGGCUUUUACUAAAUUACAUGGGUUUACUUGUCCAUGACAAUUUACAGUGACAUAAUUAUUUUGUUGUUUGUGAUAAACUAAGACUUGUUUUAUCUGUAAAUGUAAUAAUUUUUACAUUGCAUUGUAUAAAUUGUUUUGUUUUACAAAGAUGCAUUAGCCCAUGUAAGUGUCAAAUAGUCAGACAUAGGUUUUUAAAUCCUGUACAGAUCUUUUUGUGAAUGCAAAUAAUAUUUUUUAAACAUGAUUUGUUUAUUUUUAGAGAAACUAUAUGGUAAUUUUAUAUAAACUAAUGACUAAUAUUCUUCGCAUCGUAUAAAAAAUAUUUAUAUUAACUGGCUACAUGUUUUAACACCUAUCCUUAAAGGCGGAGUUUGCGAUUUCUGAAAAAGCCUUUGGAAAAGAGAGUCAGGUCGAGUACCAAAAAGAUAUCGUUGCCUGGGUUGCGUAUGUGUGGGGCGGGUCUAUCAAAAGAAGGUUCAGAUUCUUUUGAGGUAGGGGCGUGUUUGUUCAGGUGAUUUUAAAUGUCAACAUUGGCUUUCAGAGAUCAUGGACCCUGCCUUUAAAGGUGCAGUGUGUAAUUUUUAGAAGGAUCUCUUGACAGAAAUGCAAAAUAUUCAAAACUAUAUUAUCAGGGGUGUAUAAAGACCUUUUAUAAUGAACCGUUAUGUGUUUAUUACCUUAGAA